AUGGGCUUUUUAGACUUCUUUUUUCAAGAACUAUUUCAGGAAAAUUCUAACUACACCCAAUACCUUUUCCCCAUAGUUAGGCAAAAAAAAUGGUAUCUUGAUGCUCUUCUUUUUCCUCUCUAUCCUCUCCUUCUCUCUCCUCACUAUCCUCCCCUUCUCUCUCUAUACAUACAUAUACACUGGGAAGCAAGAUUGAAGGCAAUGGCAGAUUGGAAUGGAAAGAGUUCGAUGGAGGAUCAAGAUUUUCAAGAAGAAGAUGUGUGGAGUGUUAUGAAGGGAAGAGAAGAGUCAAACACAAAAGUCAACAAACCCCAUAAAAUCAAGAAAAGAUCAUCAUCAUCAUCAUCAUCAUCAUGUGCAUGGACAUCUCACGAUGGUGCAAGAAUGAUACCUAGGUGCAAUGAGGGUAGGAUGCCACAUCAUCAGCAACAAUCCUCAGCUCCAAUGGGUAUCCCCGACUGGUCAAAGAUUUACAUGGAGAAAAGCAAAGGUCCAAGUGAUGGAUGCUAUGAAGAUGGUGAUUAUCAUAAUCAUGGUGCCCAUGAUGAUGAUGAUGAUGGUGAAAUGGUGCCACCACAUGAAUACAUUGCUAGAAAGCUAGCUAGAAGUCACAUUACUUCUUCUUCUAUGUGUGAAGGUGUUGGGAGGACUCUCAAAGGAAGAGACCUCAGCAAAUUGAGGAAUGCCAUUUUGACCAAAACUGGUUUUUUAGAGUAAUCUUCCAUGCCCAUCCAUCAAACCAUCAUCAUCAUCAUCGUCAUCACCAUCACCAUCACCAUCAUCCUCAAUCUUGUUUUGAUUUUCUCUUGGUUACUUUUCUAGAAGUUAGCAAUAGUUAGCAGUUCCAACAUGAGAUCUUUAUGAUUAGAUAUAUCAUAUAUGUAAGCGGGAGUAUCGAAUAGUUUUGUUAUGAAAGUUUGAGGAUUUAGUUCUAGCACUUGCAUAAUAUAAUGUCGAUUUAGUUCAUCAUCUAUAUAUCCUUUCUUUUUAUUUAAAUAUAUUAUUA
Lactuca virosa is the source of this 1006-nucleotide messenger RNA. Lineage: Eukaryota; Viridiplantae; Streptophyta; Magnoliopsida; Asterales; Asteraceae. The record is from the annotation of a GenBank genome assembly.